Messenger RNA from Linum tenue, 1718 nucleotides. The record is from the annotation of a GenBank genome assembly. Lineage: Eukaryota; Viridiplantae; Streptophyta; Magnoliopsida; Malpighiales; Linaceae.
AAGAGGGAAACCUUCCCCCCCCAAAAUCCCUCGUCAAUGGCGGCGAUGGGUUUCUUCUCCCUCCCCGUCGCCCGCCGAUGAGAUCCGUCUUCUCUCCCCGUCCUCCUCCCAACCCUCUCAUCUUCCCGCUAACCAGACCUCUCAUGGCUUCUUCCGGCACCCAAGUUCUUGACCCACCUCCCACUCCCGACGAUUCACUCUGUUCCAGCAGCCCUCUCCAACACCAAGACGCAGCCCAAACAGAAGAAGAGGACACUUCAACCGCGGCAUUCGGCGUCUCCCCUUCGCCCAACGGUUACCUUACCGGGGAGUCCCGGGCGGAACGAGCAUGGGCGCAUUGGAUCGAGCUUGGUCGCCCCAAGUUCAUCGUUGCUCCGAUGGUGGACAAUUCCGAGCUCCCCUUUCGGAUGCUCUGCAGAAAGUACGGUGCAGAAGCUGCUUACACUCCAAUGCUUCAUUCGAGGAUUUUCACCGAGAAUGAGAAGUACCGCAGCCAAGAGUUCACCACUUGCAAGGAGGAUCGGCCGCUUUUCGUUCAAUUUUGUGCCAAUGAUCCAGACACCUUGCUUGAAGCUGCUGGGAGGGUGCAGCCUCAUUGCGACUAUGUCGAUAUAAAUUUCGGUUGCCCUCAGCGGAUUGCCAGGCGAGGGUAUUACGGAGCUUUUCUAAUGGACAACCUGCCACUCGUCAAGUCCCUGGUUGAAAAGCUGGCCCUGAACCACAUCCGUGUCUCUUGUAAAAUCCGAAUCUUCCCCAAAUUGGAGGAUACAAUUAGCUACGCGAAGAUGUUGGAGGAAGCUGGGUGCUGGGUGCUGGCAGUCCAUGGCCGAACAAGAGACGAAAAGGAUGGGAAGAAGUUCAGGGCCGACUGGAAAGUCAUUAAAGCCGUACGAGAAGCAGUGAGAAUUCCUGUUCUUGCCAAUGGCAACAUCCGCCACAUGGAAGACGUUCACGACUGUUUGGAUGAGACAGGCGUGGAAGGUGUGCUCUCGGCCGAGACUCUGCUCGAGAAUCCAGCGGUGUUUGCUGGAUACCGGACUCCUGAAUGGGUUUCCCCUGGCGGGGAAGAAGAAAUGCACAGAGAUGGAUUGCUCGACCAGGCUGAUUUGGUUGUGGAGUAUUUGAAGCUGUGCGAAGAGUACCCAGUGCCGUGGAGAAUGAUCCGUUCCCAUGUGCAUAAGAUGCUGGGGGAGUGGUUCAGGGUUCAUCCUCAUGUUAGAGAGGAUCUGAAUGCACAAUCCAAGCUGACCUUUGAAUUUUUGUAUGAUAUGGUGGAUCGUCUCAAGAAGCUAGGCGGGAGGAUUCCGCUUUACCUCAAGGAUAAGGGUGUAGCCAAGUCCUAGAACUUCUGCUAGUUGAAUUAAGAGCAGCUGGCUGUUCUAUUCAAUAUUCAUCCUCUCGUCAUGAACAAGGUACGGUGUAUAACCUAUACAGUGUAUGUUCAGUUUGUACUGUGAUUCAUAGGAUGGCAGCCUGCAGGUUUUCUGUUGAUGUUCUUACUUCGUAGUACCCAUUCUGGUUUCGUCUUCCCGGGUUGUGGGAUGGGAAUUAGCCCACUUGUAUGUUUUGUAGACCAUUUGACAGGAAACUUCAGAUUGUUAUAUUCUCACCAUUGGAAGGGUUACUCCUAUGGGCUCUCCUCUUGUUUUUAUUCUAGGUUUCUUGAACUAUUCCGAAAAUGUGCUUCUGAGAAAAGACUAUACAUAGUACAUUGCAAU